Hippocampus comes (tiger tail seahorse) is the source of this 833-nucleotide messenger RNA. RefSeq lists its product as uncharacterized. The coding region runs from base 21 to 731 and encodes 236 amino acids. Gene Ontology annotation, cellular component: membrane. The transcript is spliced from 7 exons. NCBI's taxonomy places the organism in Eukaryota, Metazoa, Chordata, Actinopteri, Syngnathiformes, Syngnathidae. The record is from RefSeq and is a predicted model, not a curated record.
ACCGAAACAGGACACAUUUAAUGGCAACGUCUUCGUCCGUCACGAGUGUCGGCGGCAUGCUGAUCGUCACGCAGGUCAUCCCGCAAGAUGUCGGAGACACAAAAUCCAUCCCGCUACACUCCGCAGCUGCGGCUCCGACCACCGAUGAGCAGACCACGUCACCUGCGCUUCCCGCCAAGAAGGACGGCGGCUUUGCUGAUUACCAGCGAGGGGAGAUCCCCGGCCUCGGGGUCGUCCAGCUGGUCAUCGGGUCGCUGUGCGUUCUCUUCAGCCUGACGGCCAUCUCGCGGUUCCUGCUUGUGCACGUGGCAUUUUGCCUCUGCGUCUGGUUUCUGGUGUCUGGUUGGCUGUCAUUGGCGGCUCACAGGAAGACCUCCAUCCGGCUGAUGUGGGCGUGUCUGUGGUCCAACGUCAUCAGCGUCCUGCUGAGCCUGGGAGGCAUUGCCUACCUGAGCUGGCUGCUAGCAACCAGUUGGUCCUCUGAGGACGUCUGCGGCGAGCAGUUGUUCGACGAUUCCUCAGCAUGGAAUCACUGUGUCUCAAAUCUGAGAUUAUUGAACUCCGUGCUUCAGGGCCUGCGCGGCCUCGUCCUGGUUCUGCUGUUCCUGGAGGCCGGCGUCUCUCUGCUGCUCUGCGUCUGCAUCACCAAAGCCAUCAGGACACGCUUCCACUACGCGCCCAUCAUGGUGGGGAGCGGAGGCAGCUGCUCUGGCGGCAAUGACGAGGCCUAGCUCGAUUCACCGUGACAAUCAACGCAACAUUGUGACAGCAUCAUUGAAGCAUGACCAUUUGAUUUACAACACAAUGAGAGGAGUAACAGAACAGCAUCAUAA